AUGAAUGGAUGUUAUCAUUACCUACUGUUACUGAGCUUAUUCAGUUCAUUAGAGAAAACUAUUUCAAUUAAUCUACCAAAUGUAACUAUUCAACAUGUCUGUGAACAUGAUUUACUUUUUAUUAAAUGUUCAAAUAUAAAUGAAACAAUUCAAAUUAUACGUUCAAUGUAUGGACGUACAUCACAAAGAAUUUGUAAUUAUGAUUUAACAAAUCAAAUUUUUUAUAAAACAUGUGCAAAUAUUGAACAGUCAAAAUAUCAAACUAAACUUCGAUGUCAAAGAAAAUCAACAUGUCAAUUUCUUAUUGAUAAUACUAUUUAUACUGAUCCAUGUGGAUCAAAUAUAUCAAAACAUUUUGAAAUACAUUAUCGAUGUAUAAAUUUUGAUGAAAUUUGUUUACAAUUAUUUCAUAAUUGUUCAAUAUUAAAAGAUUUAAAAUGUAUAGAAAAAAUUCAAGAAGAUUAUUCAUAUCAAUGUCCAUCAACAAUAUGUGAAUAUAAUGAUAAAAAACAAUUAAUUGGUUUUAUUGAAAAUAUAUGUUCAUCAGAAAAAUUUCAAGGCAUUUAUUGGCCUAAAACACUUGUUAAUAAAGGUCAACAUAUGUCUUGUCCUUAUCCAUGCACUGGUCAAAUAUUUCGUUUUUGUCAUGUGAAUAAUCAAUGGUCAAAACCGAACUAUACAAAUUGUCAAUGUCCGAUAAACAGAUUUGAUCAAUUAUCAAUGCAUAAUUUAGCUCAUAGCUAUGUCUUUCAAUGUAAUUUUUGGUUAAUCAAUAGACUUUUGCCUAAGGAUAAUCAAUGCAUUUUUGAGACAGAUGAACAUGAUGAUAAUGAUUCAGCGACUUGUCUAUUAAGUGCUUUUGAAAAAAUGUCAUUUACAUCCUGUUUAUCGUUUAGUAUUGAUUUUAAAAAUCUUGGUUUUGAAAUUUUUUUACCAAUCAAUAAUAAUCAACGAAAAUUUCGUUUACCAAGAAUUGGUAAUGAAUUUAAAUCACAAUUUGGUUCAAAUCAAAUUUUGUUUAAUAAAAUUGAUAAUACAUAUGAAAAUUUACCUAUGAUGUUUAUUGAUAUGAAAAAUUCGAGUUCAAGUACAAAAUCAUUAAUUUUAGUUGAACAAUCAUAUAAUUUAACUUCAAUACAAACAGCAAAUGUAACAGUGAUAUUUAAUCAUCGAUCUUCAGAAUUACGUUAUCAAUGUCGUGCAUAUCGUUCAACAAAUUCAUCCUUUCAAAUCGAUACAUCAGAUAUAUUUUUUACAUGUCAAUUAUUAUGUUCAAAUGGUAGUCAUAUUAUAUGUCAAUGUCCAUUUUAUAAUCCUUUUAUGCAUUAUGUAUUACAAGUUGAUACUUCAAUAUCUGAAGAUAAUUUUGAAUUAUUAAUGAUUGAUAAUGAUUUAAAAGACGAAUGUUUAAUCGAUUCAUUCAAUAGAUCAAUUCAACAAUCAAUAAACAAAAUUGAUUAUUAUUUAAAAAAAUUUUCAUCAUUUCAACAAAAGAAACUUUUAUCUAAAAAAUUGAUUUCAUUUAUUGACACAUUAAUUGAUAAUGAAGAUGAAUGGUUAAAUAAGAAUUAUUAUUUGAAAUGGAAUAUAGCUAUGCGAUUUAUUCAACAAUUACAAUUUAUUGGUUUACAAUUAAUUGAUUUAACUAAUUCAUUUAUUUCAAUUCAUCAACAUAUUGAAUUUUUUAUUAAUUCUCAAGAAUAUGAAAAUAAAAAUCGAUCAAUAAUAAUUUCGAUUGAUAGCAAAAUGAAUAAUUCAACAUUUUUUAUUAUUUCAAAAUUACAUGACUAUUUAAAUAUAAAUCAAUCAUCAAAUAAAUUAAAUAGUCAUAUUGUUAAUUUAAAUAUUAAACAAAAAAAUAUAAAAAAUAUCCAAAUCAUAUUUCGACAUUUAAAUCUAUUGAAUAAUUCUAAUCAAAUAUCAACUUGUGUUUAUUUGAAAAGCAUUGAAAAACGUCGUAUGGAUAUCGAUGAUGAUCUAAUGAUUGUUCGUAAUAUUCUACAUAUAAAUAUGUCAAUUUGUUUAUUAAUUGCUCAAUUAUUAUAUAUAUUUGGUAUAAAUGAAAUAAAAUAUAAAUUUGGUUGUCGAACAAUAGCUAUUUUACUAUAUUAUUUUCUUCUUGCAACAUUUUCAUGGAUGUUUGUUGAUGGAAUUGAAUUAAUAAUUGCAUUAAAACAUACUUUAAAAAUCGAUCGUAUUAGAAUAUUUGCUUAUUCAUUAUAUGCAUAUGGAUUUCCAUUACUUAUUGUUAUUCUUUCUGUUGUACUUUCAACUCAUGAACAUUAUUCUAAUAAACAGUAUGUAUGA
Messenger RNA from Rotaria sp. Silwood2, 2307 nucleotides. The record is from the annotation of a GenBank genome assembly. NCBI's taxonomy places the organism in Eukaryota, Metazoa, Rotifera, Eurotatoria, Philodinida, Philodinidae.